Messenger RNA from Tachyglossus aculeatus (Australian echidna), 539 nucleotides. RefSeq names its product mitotic-spindle organizing protein 2-like. Gene Ontology annotation, cellular component: spindle; centrosome. The coding region runs from base 1 to 513 and encodes 170 amino acids. The transcript is spliced from 3 exons. The record is from RefSeq and is a predicted model, not a curated record. Lineage: Eukaryota; Metazoa; Chordata; Mammalia; Monotremata; Tachyglossidae.
AUGGCGGCGGCGGCGGCGGGGUCCGGGCCCGGGUCCGGUCCGGUGCCCGGUUCGCUGGCCGGAUCGAUCCCCGGACCGAUCCCCGGACCGAUCCCCGGACCGAUCCCCGGGCCCCCGGGUCUGGAGGCGGCGCUGCAGAAGCUGUCGCUGCGUCGGAAGAAGGUGCUGGCGGCCGACGAGCAGGAGCUGUACGAGCUGGCCCAGGCCGCCGGAGGAGCCAUCGACCCCGACGUCUUCAAGAUCCUGGUGGAUUUGCUGAAGCUGAACGUGGCCCCGCUGGCCGUCUUCCAGAUGCUCAAAUCCAUGUGCGCGGGCCAGCGGCUGCAGCCGGAGGGCACGGCCCCCCCGGGACCCCCUCCUGUCCACCCCGAAACCAGAGGCAGGAACAGGAGCGGCGGCGUGCUCGGCGGCAGCCGGGACGGCUCCGGCCAGAGGGCCCCCCGCCAGCCCAGCGCCAGCCGGGGGCCCAAGGUGCCCGUGCCCGGAAAGAGCCCCACGCGGAGCGGCAGCUGAGCCCGCGGCGACCCCCGUCCCCCGUC